GGCUAGACGUCCGCAGAGCUAGGCAUCAAAUUCAUCUCGAGCUCACCAGCAGCAGCAGCCAGUCAGCAGCUAAGGAUUAAAACGCGUCGCGUGAAAACUUCUAAAGAAAACUAAACUCAAUUCUCGAAAAUGAAAGUGUUUUCCAUUGCCUGUGUGUGCCUCUUGGCGGCCAGCUGUGCCUGGGCCGCGCCCGGUGUGCAAGAUAACCGCGUCGAAAGUGAUAACACGCUCGGCCGGGCCGCCCGCUAUUUGGGCGCCUGCUUUGAGAGCGAUGACAUGGCCACCUGUUUGGCGGUCAAGGGCAUUACCGCAUUGAAUCGCGCCGCCAGGAGCAACAACAUUGAGCUCAUCAAUGGCGUCACCUUCCAAAGAGAUCCCGCCAGUCCCGUGCAGCGCAGCGGCAAGUCCCUCAGCGAGCAGGACAUCUACGCGGAGUUGCCACAGAAUAAUGAGGAGCGCAACAGUCGUCUGGUGGAUCUGGCCAUAAGCAGCGCCAGCGAUUUCCUGAGCAGCCACAACUUGGAAUUCAAAUUGCCCGCCGAGACCACACAGCAGGUGGCACGUGCUUUGGAUGAAGGCCGCGGCAAGAUCAAGAAGAUGAUUGGACCCAUCGCUCUGGCUAUUGGCGCCAAGCUGUUCGCCGUCAUACCGCUGGUGCUCGGUUUCUUGGCUCUGUUGACCUUCAAGGCUGUGGUCGUGGCCAAGAUUGCGUUCUUCCUGGCCAUACUGGUUGGCGGCUCGCGUCUGCUGAGCGGCUUUGGCAACAAGUUCGGCGGCGCCGGCAUCGGCAGCUCUUAUGGCGGCUACAACUCGAAUGCCUGGUCUGCGCCCGCUAGCGCCGGCUGGAGCUCGGGCUCAUCCUCGGCAUAUCCUUAUGCGCGCAGCAUUACCGCCGACAAUGCCCAGGAGCUGGCCUAUGCCGGCCAGCAGCCGGAGGAGCAGCAGCAGCAGGAGCAGCAGUAAGCCCUUAGCAAAUGUGGCUGCAUUUUGUGGCCAGAAAUGUGCCUUUUUAAUUUGAGAAAGAACUUAGCUUGUAGUAAUUUAUUCGAGACGUGAAGCUGACGCGUAAUUAACUGUUUAAUUUAUUUAAUUAAUUUCACAUUACACAACACUGUACAAGCUGCAAGACACAACACUGUACAACACAUCAGCUAAAGAGUCAUGACAAUAAAAUCGAUUUAUAACUUAAA
This is a messenger RNA of Drosophila virilis, 1190 nucleotides long. It is a transcript of the gene Osi14, whose product is annotated as DUF1676 domain-containing protein Osi14. NCBI's taxonomy places the organism in Eukaryota, Metazoa, Arthropoda, Insecta, Diptera, Drosophilidae. Gene Ontology annotation, cellular component: membrane. The record is from RefSeq and is a predicted model, not a curated record.